AUGACAGUCCUACUGAACAUCACCCCCAGAGCAGACGAUGGGAAGCUCUCCUUUGAUGAAUUCAAAGCCUACUUCUCCGAUGGAGUCUUGACAGCUGAGGAGUUGAAGGAGCUCUUCCAUACAAUUGAUACCCAUAACACAGACAAUGUUGACACUGAUGAACUCUGUGAGUAUUUCUCCCAGCACCUCGGUGAAUAUGAGAAUGUUCUCGCUGCCUUAGAAGACCUUAAUAUGUCCAUACUGAAGGCGAUGGACAAAACAAAGAAGGAUUAUCAGGGGUCCACCCACCUGGAGCAGUUUGUGACACGCUUCCUGCUAAAGGAGACAACCAAUCAGCUUCAUUCGCUUCAAAGCUCGCUCGAGUGCGCCAUGGAAACCACAGCCGAGCAGACUCGCCAGGAGAAACAGGGCCCACUGAAGCCAGAGGUUUUGUCCAUCCAGUGGUCGGGUCGUCGCUCCAAUCGGAGGCUUCAGAGGAACAGCAGCCUAUCUCCCAACAACCCGCUCCUCAGUCUUGUCAAUUCAGUUCAAAGGAAUAAUCCUAAUACUUGUUCAGCCAGGAAGGAGUGCAGAGUGCAGCAAGAUGCAGUAGAGAGACAGGAAGCACAAAAACCAUGA
This is a messenger RNA of Xiphias gladius (swordfish), 618 nucleotides long. RefSeq names its product N-terminal EF-hand calcium-binding protein 1-like. Gene Ontology annotation, biological process: regulation of amyloid precursor protein biosynthetic process. The coding region runs from base 1 to 618 and encodes 205 amino acids. Gene Ontology annotation, molecular function: calcium ion binding. Lineage: Eukaryota; Metazoa; Chordata; Actinopteri; Istiophoriformes; Xiphiidae. The record is from RefSeq and is a predicted model, not a curated record. The transcript has 7 exons. Gene Ontology annotation, cellular component: cytoplasm.